UGAUCUGUGAUUGGUUGAAUUUUUUGUCACUACUUACUGGCGGUUAUCAAGACUUUUUCACUGGCAAUGGCCUUCACUGUCAGUAGCACGUGGCACGUUAAUUAAAUGCCGGCUGAUGUAAUCGAGAUGUAUGUUACAGUGGGAUAGGUCGAAAUAAACGCUGGUUCGAUAAAUGUGACAGUUUCUUUGACAAGAAAGACACUUAUCAAGCAAACAAGCUCAAUUAAUAAAUUAAUCUUUAAAAAGUAAACAAUUGAUAAGAUUGGGUGAAUAAUCAGGAACUAGCACUUGAUUAUAGCAGAGAAACGAUAAAGAAACAAUAAACGACAUAUAUUUAAUUACGACAUUGUUAUUAUUUAAAUCUAAAAAGAUGCCGACUAUCGGAAUAAAACGUGACUUGCUCUUCAAAGCCUUGGGCAAAACUUAUUCUGAUGAAGAAUUCCAAGAUUUAUGUUUCAAGUUCGGUUUGGAGCUUGACGAGGUGACAACAGAAAAACAGAUGAUAGCGAAAGAACAAGGUUCUGAUCAAGGUGUAGACGCUUCCGAGGAAGUUAUUUACAAGAUUGACAUACCUGCUAACAGAUAUGAUCUGCUGUGUCUGGAAAGCUUAAGCAUUGGACUGCUUAUAUUUUUAAACAAAAUACCUAUUCCACGUUACAAAGCGUUGAAACCAAAAAAGAUGGAAAGAAUUGUAAUGAGCCCAGAGUGUUUGAAAGUGAGGGGACAUAUAGUUGCUGCAAUUUUGCGAGAUGUCACUUUAACCCAGGACGCUUACAACAGUUUCAUCGAUCUUCAGGACAAGCUACAUCAAAAUAUAGGAAGAAAACGUAGUCUAGUUUCUAUCGGUACUCACGAUUUGGACACGAUUGUAGGUCCGUUUCUGUAUGACGCAAAACCACCGUCCGAAAUACGUUUCAAGCCACUGAAUCAGGACAAAGAAUAUACGGGAGAAGGAAUCAUGCAAUUGUAUGCUACGCAUGCCCAGCUGAAACAGUAUUUACCUAUCAUUAGAGACAGUCCUGUUUAUCCUGUGGUGUAUGACAGUAACGGAGUUGUCUUAUCUCUUCCUCCUAUCAUCAACGGAGAUCAUACCAAGAUCACGCUUAACACGAAGAACAUUUUUAUUGAGUGCACUGCAACUGAUCUCACAAAAGCGAGGAUAGUAGUGGACACUAUAGUCUGCGCUUUCAGUCAAUAUUGCAAAACGAAAUACACAGCCGAGACCGUGGAAGUAGUAUAUCCUGACGGUCAGAUAUUUCAUUAUCCGAAAUUGAAAUAUCGAACAGAAGAGAUCGACUGUAACAGGGCGAUAAGUUACAUUGGCAUCAAGCAAACACCAGAACAGGUCGCGGAGUUGUUGUCGAAGAUGUCUCUGAAAUCCGAAGUGAAAGACGAGGAUAAACUACUGGUGGAGGUGCCACCAACGAGACACGAUGUUAUACAUCCCUGUGACAUUUACGAGGACAUUGCCAUCGCCUAUGGCUACAAUGAAAUAGAGAAGACUAUACCGCACACGUCUACGAUCGCGGCCGAGUUCCCACUCAACAAACUCUCUGAUCAAAUACGUGUGGAGUUGGCGCAGGCGGGAUUCACCGAAGCUCUAACAUUCUCUCUGUGUUCACGUGAAGACGUAGCGGACAAACUGGGUCACAAGAUACAGGAUGUACCAGCGGUUCACAUAUCCAAUCCAAAAACUUUAGAAUUUCAGGUCGCGCGUACCACGCUGUUACCGGGACUGCUCAAAACGAUUUCCGCGAACAAGAAAAUGCCGUUGCCUCAUAAACUGUUUGAAGUUUCCGACGUCGUAUUGCGGGACGCCAGCGCCGAAGUUGGCGCGCGCAACAAUCGUCGUUUGUGCGCGGUUUACGCCAACAAGUCGGCCGGUUUUGAGAUAAUUCACGGUCUCGUGGAUCGAAUACUGCUGUUGCUGGAAGUGCCGUGGAGUCCUGACAAAGACAAAACCGGAUAUUAUCUGCGCGCGGCCGAUGAUCCGACCUUUUUUCCUCAGCGAUGCGCCGAGAUCGUCUGCUACGGCGAGGUGAUAGGAAAGAUGGGAGUUCUGCAUCCCGAUGUGCUGUCCAAGUUCGAACUGAACAUUCCGUGUUCAGCGAUGGAAAUAAAUAUCGAAUUGUUUGUGUAGCAAAAUUAGUAGAGCGCGCGCGUACAGAUCGAAUAAAUUUUGUACAAGUAGUUUAUAAUUAACUUAACCGACCGCAAUCCACGCAUUUUUCUAUCACACACGUAUGUUGUAUAAAAAGUAUACAACCUCUUGUCACAACUGUUUCUAAGAAAUAUAUAUGUUAUAUAUAUUUAAUUGUUGAAU
Pseudomyrmex gracilis is the source of this 2323-nucleotide messenger RNA. RefSeq names its product phenylalanine--tRNA ligase beta subunit (gene beta-PheRS). Gene Ontology annotation, cellular component: phenylalanine-tRNA ligase complex; cytoplasm. The record is from RefSeq and is a predicted model, not a curated record. The transcript is spliced from 13 exons. Gene Ontology annotation, biological process: phenylalanyl-tRNA aminoacylation. Lineage: Eukaryota; Metazoa; Arthropoda; Insecta; Hymenoptera; Formicidae. The coding region runs from base 371 to 2140 and encodes 589 amino acids. Gene Ontology annotation, molecular function: magnesium ion binding; ATP binding; phenylalanine-tRNA ligase activity.